Molecule: messenger RNA, 997 nt
Organism: Parathielavia appendiculata
Lineage: Eukaryota; Fungi; Ascomycota; Sordariomycetes; Sordariales; Chaetomiaceae
Product: trimeric LpxA-like protein
Exons: 3
Coding region: 302-850 (182 amino acids)
Molecular function (GO): acetyltransferase activity
Source: RefSeq, a predicted model, not a curated record
UCGAGCAGCAACCAACACUGCGUCUCGACCGCUGCAUGAGUUGCUAGAACGGCCCACGCACCGGGCACCGCCAACGCACAAUUGAGACCGAUCUUGCUCAUUAAGGGGGCACCGGGCCUUUUUACUCCUCGCUACGGCCUAGAUCCCAUGCCGUUCUUAGAGUAUCCUUGACACUGAACCCACACUAAAAUCAUAAACCACGCUGCAAUAGGCCGAGAUUCGCUCGAGACACGCAAAUACCAACCUUUGCCCCAGAGGUCUUGCAAAUUGAACACCAGGCCAUUCGCCAGCACUCGCCCUCAUGAGCGACGACUCCACCAUGGUCAGCACUCCUGACGAACUCGAGAGCACCCACUUCGCCGAAGUCAUCUUUCCUGCUGGCAACCCGGACUUCCGCGCCGCAAGGAAUCGGUGUGCACGCGCAUGUCGCGAGUUCAACAGCACCCCGGACGACGCGGACCCAGAGGAGCGGUGUCAGAAAUGGCUUGACAUCGUCCGCCCAAACCGUGACCGCAACGAAGAUGGUUCGUUAGCAGUCACGCACGACCAGACCUUCGCCAACCCGUCCCUGACGGCCAAGACGCCCUUCGUCAAGCCGCCCGUCUACAUCGACUACGGCAUCCGGCUUUACGUCGGCGGCUCCACCUUCAUCAACCGCAACUGCAUGAUCAUGGACACGCCCGUGGCCGACGUGGUUAUCGGCGAGGGCUGCAGCAUUGGGCCAAACUGCACCAUCAUUGGCGUAACCCAUCCCGUGCGCCUGGACGAGCGCCGCCAGAAGCACAGCAUCGGCCAGCCAGUCACAAUCGGCAACGACGUCUGGAUUGGCGCCAACGUCACCAUCCUGUAAGUCUCGGGCUUGUCCUUGGGUAACCUCACCUUACCCAACGGAUGCUGUGAAUCCGCCCCGUCCCGCAGCCCCUCCAAACGGAACCCUCCCACCUUUCCCGCUUCUCUCCUGCACGUCAUACCCCUUUUCAUCCCCGUGCAGCCGCCC